Drosophila mauritiana is the source of this 1402-nucleotide messenger RNA. Its product is annotated as microfibril-associated glycoprotein 4-like. Lineage: Eukaryota; Metazoa; Arthropoda; Insecta; Diptera; Drosophilidae. The record is from RefSeq and is a predicted model, not a curated record. The coding region runs from base 706 to 1254 and encodes 182 amino acids. The transcript has 2 exons.
AUGAAGAAGCAAUGGGAGCUGCACCUCAGUUAGUGUUGAUUGCGAUCGUUUUAAGUGUGUGCCAUUCCACAUGUUCGUACCAUCCUCGCCUGUCUACUUACAGACUUGUGUUCGAGGUUCCACUGACGCCACUCGAGGAGGAGAAAAUUCAAAAAGUCAGGGAACUCGUUUUAGACACCGGGGAUAAUGGAUCCAUUACAUUGAAAUACUUGGUUAGCCUACUUGGAAGGCUUACAGAGCGGUAUGUGCAACUUGAAGAGAACUCCAAAGUUCAAGGCGUUCUCAUAGACAAUCUUAAGACACUUGAGACCGUAGCCAAAAAAAUAAGCGAAUUAAAAAGUAAGGAAAUUAAUAAAAUGAAAGAUGAUUUACUUGACUGUUCAAAAACUCAAGAAAAAUCACAGAUUCAAGAGGUCGAGAUCGAGAACUGUAAGAUCCUACUAAACCAAAGGAAAAAUAUGGUAACAAGAUUGGAAGUCAAAUUAAACGCGUGUCACAACACUCAGGUGGCAAAUGAGGAAUUAAUUAAGAUCCUGCAACUGAAAAAUACGGAAAGCACUACUACUACUACUGAAAAUCCAGAAAAUGGUGUAACUUUAAAAACCAAUAUCAAGGAUUUGUUCUAUUCUCAGCAAAGUGGCUGCGCUGCACUUGGGAAUUUUACCGGAGUAAAAUCCAUCGAAGUGCCUACGAUUGGAGAGGUUAAUGUCUAUUGCAAUAGCCUUCUGGCGCGACCAGAGACGAGAAAAUGGCAAAACCAACUUUAUCCGCAAAUGGAUGGAGUAUAGGGAGGGCUUUGGAAACAUAACGGGGGAGUUUUUUAUUGGACUGCAGACGCUUCAUCAGCUCACCAAAUCGGAACAGUAUGAGCUACAUAUUCAAUUGGAAGAUUUUGAGGGAGAGCAGAGAUUUGCCCACUACGAUCGAUUUGAGGUGGAUGAAGAGGACUCGGGCUAUGCACUGCUAUCCCUAGGAAAAUACACUGGCAAUGCUGGUGAUGCACUAACUCAUAAUCUCCAUGCCAAGUUCAGUACUUACGAUGAGGAUAACCUUGAAAAAUGCGCAGCUAGGAAGGAAGGUGCCUGGUGGUACGGGGACAAAUGUGGUUUUAGCAAUCUGAAUGGCAUCUAUUCGGUUGGAGAUCAGAUAUAUGACUACGAUGGCGUAGGAGUCUUUUGGAACACUGCCGAGUGGCACGACUACACUUAUUCCCUUAAGACAGUACACAUGUUGAUAAGGCCGAAGCUGAAUUAAAGGAAAAAUGUAAAUCGAUUCUAGUUCCUUUUAAAAGAUCAUAAACUGCAGUAAUUCUUGCUCAGAUAAGUACAGCGAGUAGUAAUUAGUAAUAAAAGCCUUGGAGAAACAGAUUGUACUGAAGUACUCAAUGCAAAAUAAGAUAUAA